CAGCAGCGGAAGUGUUGAGGGGAGCCGCCGCUGUGGUCACAUUAAAAACUGCAUCGCCCUCUGUGACAACUGUAGAUCAUUGAGCCAUCAGCUCCCCCCUCGCUCUUAUUUCAGGGAUUUGUAGUUUUUAGUGUAAAGAACGGCGCCGCAUGGCAGCGGCCUUUGUCAGAGUAAAACUACAGUUCCCUCAGAGCUGCUCGGAGGUGUUAGUUGUCAAUAUGGCUGUUGUCAGACAGACAAAGCAGAGAGGCAAAUAAUUCGCCUCUGAUUAGAAAUCCUUGGAAAGGGGUCGGACAGGGCACUGUAAUCAUAUCGCGUUAUUGUGCGGCUGCAGUAAAAGACACAUCGGGUCUUUGCUGAAGUUAUAAAGUUAAAUGGUUAAGUGGACGAUUUGAAGCGAGCAGCAGGAUGUCUGAGUUCAGUGAGGAGCCGCGCUUCACUAUUGAGCAGAUAGAUCUGCUGCAGCGGCUGCGUCGCACCGGAAUGAACAAGCAGGAGAUCCUGCACGCGCUUGAAACUCUGGACCGGCUGGACCGGGAGCAUGGCGACAAGUUUGGCCGCCGCACCUCUUCCUCCUCCUCCUCCUCGUCCUGCUACGGAGUAGGCGGGGCCAACAGCUGCACCAACAACUCUGCCUCGAAUACUACUACAUCAUUCAACAAUAACAACACUGCCUCUGCAACCACCACCUCUUCCGUGACAUGCAACGGCAACAACAACAGCGGCGAGGUCAGCGCCGGCGAUCACUCUGCGGCCACCACGUCUUCCACGACCUCCAAAAUCUCCACUGCCACGCAGACGCAGUACGGCAGCGGAGGGGGACUCUCACCGCCUCCUACCAACAACUACAACAUUUCCCCACCUCCAGGCCCGCCGCCGCCUUCCGCCAUCUUGCCCUCACCGGUCUCACUGGUGGCUCUGUCACAGAACGGCCGGGAUAGCCUUGCUGCCACACCCAACGGGAAGCUGUCUCCUCCAAGAUACCCGGUGAACAGUGCGGCCGCAGCACGAGCAUUCGGUUUCGAAGCUACAGAAGAGGACCUGGACAUUGACGAUAAGGUGGAGGAGCUGAUGAGGAGGGACAGCAGCAUGGUGAAAGAGGAGAUCAAAGCGUUCCUGGGGAACAGGAGGAUCUCUCAGGCAGUGGUGGCACAAGUUACCGGCAUCAGCCAGAGCAGGAUCUCCCAUUGGCUACUGCAGCACGGCUCCGACCUGAGUGAGCAGAAGAAGAGGGCCUUCUACCGCUGGUACACGCUGGAGAAAACCACACCAGGUGCCACUCUGAACAUGCGGCCCGCUCCGUUACCUCUGGAGGAAAUGGAGUGGAGGCAAACCCCACCCCCCAUCAACACUGCCCCCGGAACCUUCCGACUGCGUCGAGGAAGUCGCUUCACUUGGAGAAAGGAGUGCCUGGCCGUGAUGGAGAGCUACUUCAACGACAACCAGUACCCAGAUGAGGCCAAACGGGAAGAGAUAGCAAACGCCUGCAACGCUGUUAUUCAGAAGCCAGGAAAGAAGCUGUCUGAUCUGGAGAGGGUGACUUCCCUGAAAGUUUACAACUGGUUCGCCAAUCGUCGCAAAGAGAUCAAAAGACGGGCCAACAUUGAAGCCACAAUCCUGGAGAGUCAUGGAAUAGACGUGCAGAGUCCCGGAGGACACUCCAACAGCGACGACAUUGAUGGGAACGACUUCUCAGAGCAGGCAUGUGACCUGCCCUAUUUUGACAAGAGACCUCUCAGCCGACCUUUUGGCCUUUACCGACUGGAGCCCACCUCGCCAACACAGGACGACAGCGCAGCGCACAGCGAGCACCAGGACCCCAUCUCUCUGGCUGUGGAGAUGGCUGCUGUCAACCACACCAUCCUGGCCCUGUCCAGAACCGGAGGGGUCCCCAACGACAUCAAGACGGAGUCCCUGGAGGACGAAUGAACUGCACAGGAAAUGCGACGGAGGAAGCGGAAGAGAGAAUUGACAGUCGAGGGUGGAAAGGGGAGCUAUUAAACAAAAACAAAAAAGAAAGUCAAAAAUAACACUACUUAGUAAACCUUCUGAAUCUGUCCCUCUGCCAGCCCCUGACAGCUGUUCCUUCUUUCUCAGCUUCCCUCCUCCUACAAAGUCAAUGUAAACGGUAUUUACCCCCCCACCCCGCCCGACUCAAUAUAUUGAAACAGCUGGCAGGAAUGGGUCACUAUAUGUCUUCUGAAAAUUUUCCACGGAAAGAAGAAAAAGGGGGCAAUCCAGGCCUUUAACCCCCAAAUCAGUGGCCCUCGUCUGGGAUUUGUGUUUCCCAGGAACUCCCCUCUCUCCCCUCUCGGGAUACCUCUCCUCUUCCUUAUCCCCCUGCUCUUCUCCAGCCUGGUUGUCUGAGCCGAUCCUCAGUCUAUCUCACCUCAACCUCAAAAAAACAAAUGU
This is a messenger RNA of Cottoperca gobio, 2412 nucleotides long. It is a transcript of the gene hmbox1b, whose product is annotated as homeobox containing 1 b. The record is from RefSeq and is a predicted model, not a curated record. Gene Ontology annotation, cellular component: nucleus. Gene Ontology annotation, biological process: positive regulation of DNA-templated transcription. The transcript has 10 exons. Bases 409 to 1929 code for a protein of 506 amino acids. Gene Ontology annotation, molecular function: double-stranded telomeric DNA binding. Lineage: Eukaryota; Metazoa; Chordata; Actinopteri; Perciformes; Bovichtidae.